AUGUCCAUUGGGCGCCGACGGACACGGUCCAUUCAGUCUGACCUCCACUUGGACGAGAUACCGCAAGACGAGGAUGCUGCUCGGUGGGCUGAGGCGAUUCGGCAAAAGAGAGCGAGUAAGCGGAAGCGAAGAGAGGAAGAAGACGAUGACCGAGUUGUGGUGGGCACCAAGGUCGACCAAAAUCAUGUCAACUAUGUUACCGCGUAUAAUAUGUUAACGGGGAUCCGAUUCACCGUGUCAAGAACAAACGCAAAAAUGGACCGAGAGCUCACUGAAGCCGACUUUCAUGCGCGACAUAAAUUUUCUUUUGACAUCACUGGCAAUGAGCUGACGCCGUCGGCAAAAUACGACUUCAAGUUCAAGGAUUAUGCGCCGUGGGUAUUUCGCCAUUUGCGAGCACAAUUCCGGCUGGAUCCGGCGGACUAUUUAAUGUCCUUGACCAGUAAAUACAUACUCUCGGAACUAGGUUCUCCAGGCAAGAGUGGGAGCUUUUUCUACUUUUCACGGGAUUACAAGUACAUUAUCAAGACCAUUCACCCUGCAGAGCACAAACUACUGCGGAGAAUACUUCGCGACUACUACGACCAUGUGCGGCAAAACCCGAACACCCUUCUGUCUCAAUUUUACGGACUACACCGGGUUAAGAUUCCCUAUGGCAAGAAGAUUCAUUUUGUUGUAAUGAAUAAUCUGUUCCCGCCGCAUCGAGACAUUCAUCAAACGUUUGACCUUAAGGGCUCCACCAUCGGGCGGGACUUUAGGGAGGAAGAUCUGGCGAAGAACCCCCGUGCUACGCUCAAGGAUCUCAACUGGCUGCGGAGAGAUUUGCACCUGGAGCUGGGCCCUUCGAAAAAGCGGGUCUUUGUAACGCAGCUCGAGCGCGACGUGAGGCUUCUGCAGCGCCUGAAAAUAAUGGAUUAUUCUCUGCUUGUUGGAAUCCAUGACCUUGAAAAGGGCAAUGAAGAAAACCUGCGAGACAAGACACUCCAAAUCUUCCAACCCGGCGGCGAACAGAAUGAGGACGUCCACUCGAACAUGCUGCUGCGGACACCAUCGAAGCUCGAAAACGCCAGAAAGGCAAGGGAGCUCCGACAAAUAAUCAAGCGGGAAAAGCCAGUGCCUCUGGAACAAACAUCGAGUAGAAUGCCCGACGAAAUGUUGGAGGACCGCAAGAGUUUCUAUUUUUACAGUGACGAUGGUGGGCUUCGGGCAACCCACGAAGAUGGUCGGGCAGACAAAGAAAUCUAUUACCUGGGUGUCAUUGACUGCUUAACUCAUUACGGCUUUAUCAAGAAGGUCGAACACUUGUGGAAGGGAUUGUCGCAUAGCAAAUCGCAAAUCUCCGCCAUCCCGCCGGAGGAAUAUGGCGACCGCUUCGUCAAAUUUAUCACGGCAAUUACCAAG
This is a messenger RNA of Xylona heveae TC161, 1401 nucleotides long. RefSeq names its product SAICAR synthase-like protein. Gene Ontology annotation, molecular function: phosphatidylinositol kinase activity. Gene Ontology annotation, biological process: phosphatidylinositol metabolic process. The record is from RefSeq and is a predicted model, not a curated record. The annotation marks the transcript as partial. The transcript is spliced from 3 exons. NCBI's taxonomy places the organism in Eukaryota, Fungi, Ascomycota, Xylonomycetes, Xylonales, Xylonaceae.